UAAUCUGGCAACCCAGAUCCCAUCUGAUCUGUCACUUAUUCUAUCAUUGGGCAGAAAACUAAGAUUAUUUCAUAUUAGUAACAUUAACUACUAUACUAUACGUAAGGUCAUUAGGAAAUCUGUCACUUAACGCCAGAAGCCAUGGGCUCGGGAGAGAGUACGACCAGAAAAGUGUCUUUCGGUGUCGAUGAUGAGGACAGAGUCAGGAUUCUUCGUGGAGUCAAGCUGUCAGAAGAUGUUCUCCAGAGGAUGAGAGGAGUAGCCAACAUUGCUCCAGAACGCACAUCAUCAUCAUCAACCUCAGGCCCUCAGAAAGACACAGGUGCCUCUCUCAGCACCAGCUCAAACUCUCCACCUCAGCAGAGCCCACAGCACCGGACCCAACCCAGUACCCAGUCCAGCACAAGCAAACCAGUCUCCUACGCUAAGGAAGAACAGAGGAGGUAUGAACUCCAGCAGAAAAUACUGAAGGAGGAAUUAGCCAAGGUGGCACAAAGAGAGAGGGAAGCUGCGAGGGAGGAGAUGACUAAAGCCAUGAGCCAGGAAAGACAACAUAUACACCAGGAAGCUGAGAAGGCCAAACAACUGGCUCAGCAGCUACAGAAGAAAGAUUCACAGCUGAAAGCGUUGGAUGCCUUCUACAAGGAGCAGCUGGCACAACUGGAUGAGAGGAAUUUGGAAAGAUACGAACAGAGCAAGGAGCAAUUCCACCAAGCUGCCUCCAAGACGGAAGCAAACGUGAGGUCUCGCAAUACAGACCCAGUGUGUCCUGGCCUGCAGUCUCAGAUUUUAUCCUGUUACAGGGAGAGCAGAGACCAGACCCUAAGGUGUUCAGACCUGGCCAAAGAAUACAUGCAGUGCAUCGAUGCUGCAAAGAAGAACCUGCUGGUCGGCCACUGAUGAAGAGAGGGAGGAAAAGGGUAAAACAGUUGUUUGAUGAAGACUUUUACUUUGGCACUAAGAGCAGCACUUGUCGUAUUCCUGUUUUGAGAGUUGAUUUGCUGUUAGCAUGCCUUGUUUUUAAAACUUCCUUCUAUUUAUCCACUGUAUCAUCCAGUAAAGUUGCUCUAUUAUUCUGCACAGCUACAUUCUCCAGGGAAACUUUUGAAAAAAAAAUGAGUGUUCAUAUUAGAUUCAGUACAUUUUCAAUUCAGUCAUUUACAAGAUCAGCAGAAAGUAUUUCUAAGAUUUGAGUUGUAAAGAUCCAUUCAGGGUCAUCCCUCCAUCAUCUGAAGGUGAAAUUCAGUUUACAUCUGAACCUCUGCAGCUUUUGUUGGGAUGGGAGAAAAAAAGCAUUUCAGGUGUGAGAUGAAUCGAGUGCAUAGUGACCGUCCUUUUUUUGAUCUCUGACUGAAAGAAGAACUGAUUGAGUUUUCUUGCUUCUGAGUUUUAUGGUUUUGUAUUUUGUUUAACAGCACAGGAAUAAGAUCAGGUAAUCCUGGCCAUGACUUCAAUUCAUCAGACCUGUGAUGUAUUGCAUUAUUUUAUUAAACCCUUCAUAUCUUG
Molecule: messenger RNA, 1506 nt
Organism: Siniperca chuatsi (mandarin fish)
Lineage: Eukaryota; Metazoa; Chordata; Actinopteri; Centrarchiformes; Sinipercidae
Product: MICOS complex subunit mic25a-like
Exons: 8
Coding region: 142-900 (252 amino acids)
Cellular component (GO): mitochondrion; MICOS complex
Source: RefSeq, a predicted model, not a curated record